AUGCUGGAUCCGGACGAUCUGAGUCCCGGCGAAAUUGUGUUUUCGGCCGACGAUUCCGUCGGCGACAAAUCGUUUUUGGCCGACUUUUUCGGCAAAAAGCAACAAUUCGGCAUGUCUUCCAAGUGAGUUUCACGGCCUAGGAUCCGCCAAGCGGUCCCCAAUGGUUGAUGGCCUAGAAAUGUCGUUAAAGUUGAGAAUCUAGUCCGCCAAGUGAACGGAUGGCCUAGAGAACUUCAAAAUAGGAAAACUAGUCCUCAAGUGGUGGCCUAGAAACUCAAAAUAAGUCCUUCUCCCCAAAUACUUGCUCUUUCCCUCAAAUGAAUGAAAGUAUCUUCCAUUCAUCUAUUUUUCCUCAAAAGAAGGUCACAAACAACUACAAUGCUUGAGUCCUGGUCCCACUCGCUCGCUCUCUCUCUCUCUCUCUCUUUCUCUUUCUGUUUUCCAUUCAAAAGCGGUCUCUUUCUCUCUCUUUCUCUUUCCAAUUUGGGAUCGGAUGACUGAUUUCCCCUUCCUUUAUUUCGGUCCCCUUCUCAACCUUUCCCUCAAAAAGUUGACUCUGUCCCCUAUCCAAGCGGGACCAUGCGCCCAACCACUGGGACCAUUUUACGUGACUUCCAACUACUUGGAUCCCAUGUUACAUUCUGUGUACUUUGUGUAAAAACCUUGUCGUCCGGCAGGCUCCGCCCCCUUUUCUGUCAGUUGGUCCCACUCGAUCCGAUCGAAUGCCAGAGGUCUUCUCGUUUUCCGCUUUUUUAGAAAAAAAAACUUUGAUUGUCUAGCAAAUUGUUGGCUUCUUUCCUUAUCACAAACUCUAAACAACAAAGCAAGUCUCUUGCUUGCGCGAUUUUGGUGCCUCGGCGCAUUUCUCGAGCCUUUUACCGUUUACCACCGCAAUUUUUCCAAUUUCCUCAAAAAAAAAGUCGACACUUUUUGCUGACGCGUCUUUAGUGCCUUUGCGCCGUUUCGGUGAUCGCUUUUUUGCAGAAACUCAUUCGAAAAACCAAUUUUCCGGCGCAGAUCAGCGAGACUACAUUUUCAGUCGUAUUUUCGAGAAAUGUGCACGCGUGUGAGCAUAAUAAAUGGAUAAAAAUAAUCUCGACUUUGAUAUUGAUGAAAAGCCGAAUGAUCUAUGGCCCGGAUUCGCAAAAAACGCGCUCGAAAUCCCACUCAUUUUCCCAGUGACUCACUCGAAAAAAUGAAGCCGAUUUGUGCGGAUUUUCCCGAUUUUUCGCAUAAAAUAAGAGCAAAAUCGCCAGAUUUUGCAUUCAAAAAAAAGUUUGUCUAGACACUGAAAAUGCGUGAGCACUUGUUUUCGGCUCUUUUUCUAACAUUUUCCAGUAGAUAUCGAAAAACGCGUCAACGCACCGAAAAUGCGCCAUUUUCUCACUUUCUUUUGGCGUCCAACGCAUUUUCAGACGCGAAAAAGUGCGCAAUAGUUGAUUGGCCGUAAUUAUUGCAUUUUUGCCCGUCUGCGCCCUCCGUCACCUUCCGUUUCUGUCGCUGACUCGAAAAACUCGACUCCUUUUGUUUCUCUUCGCCCCAAGCAGAUACUUUUACGCAUUAAAGUGCGGCAACGCAUCGUUUCGCAGUUUCAACACAAAAAAGUGCGUUGACGCAAGAAAUUGCGUCAAAAGUUUCUCUUGUUUUCGACUCAGCUGACAUCCUCAUCUGCUCCGAAAUCCGGCUAAAAGAAAUCGAAUAUGGAGCCGAAAAAAGAUUAAGAGUGGGGGGAGAUUAGGAGCCCCUCUUUGCUCACGAGCACAUCCGUCUUCGUUGCUCCGCGAGCCGCGAACCCCUCCCCAAAAUUGGCCUUCCGUCCUCGUAUUCUUCCGUUUCCGGACCCCAUCCGUCCAACGUUACCGUCAUGAUUCGGAUGGUCCAAAAGUCCAUUGUACGCUCACUUUUUACGGGAUUUUCGGGGGGGGACAACGUUGACGCAACCACUUUUUGAUGAUCCUUAAUAUUAUUAGUUUUGAAGAUUCAGCGCCCACUUCUUCUCCCUCCCCGAAAUCCCACUCACUUUUUCUGAAACUCUUCCGACGUUUUCCUCCAACAACACAUAUUCUAGCGUGAGAAUCAAAGAAUGAAAUCGUUCGAAAACAAGCCGCAGGAGCACUGGAUAUUCGAAGAGUAUCUGCCCGUCAGGUGAGAAACGGAAGUGCGUCAACGCAUUCCGCGUCAGCGAACAACGCACAAACUUCCAGAAAAGUCAUAGUAAAUAAUACAAAGUUCCUCAAAUGUUGAGUUCAAAAACUGAACCAGAGUAGAUGCUCAACGUAUUUUUCUGCGUUGACGCGCUUUUUCUAAGCGAUCCGUGCUCAUUAGUCGGUUCGUAAUCUAUAACCAAAAAGGACUAUAAUCGGAUUAUCUCCUCUCCUACACUCUGUUUUUUUUGCGAAUAUCAAAUAUCAUCCAUCCGUUUUUUUCAACACCCCUUUUUCGAAUGGAUAAGCCAAAAUGAUGAUAUCGGGCGGCGAAAAUGUCAAUCCGAGAGGGGGGGCAAAGUCAAUAAAAAUAAGCAGAUUUAUGAAGGGAUACUUGCGGCGCCGAAAAGUUCGUCUGCAAUGGAUUUGAGGGAUUGGGGGACUUUCUAGGCCACCGAAUUGGGAAGUUAGGCCAUCAAACUGCAAAAGUUAGACCGCCAAGCAUCUAUUGAUGGUUUUGGGUUUCUAGGCCAUUAAUGUGUAAAGUUAGGCCAAAACAAUAGAGUAAUAGGACCGUGUCUGCAAAAGUUAGGCCAUCACCUUGUUUUCCUAGUCCACCCACUAAUCUCUGAACCAAUUCCACCAAAAAGACCGCCAGACGAAUCGGUCUGUCACUUGCAAUGUGGCGUGUCACUUGCCACGUGUCAUGCUCAUGAUCACAAUGACGUCAUCGACGCGAAAGAACCGUCAAAAGUCGUCACCCGUGUGGUCCCUGGUUGCUCAAGAACACGCUCAUUCUGACAUGUGUUCACCUAUUUUUGAGUGGCAAGUGGAAAAAAUGCGCAUUCCGCCUCGCAACUCGAUUUGUCGUUGUGGUGGAAGCCCUUCGCCGACCGGCACCGCCCCCUCGACCACUCUGCCUUUUCGUGUUCCCACUCGUUCACUCGAAAUAUGCUGUUCGUGUCAAAAUCCGCGCCAACUUCGCAGCCGCCACUCGAAUUUGACGACGUUUUCAGGUGCUUCUCGCUCAAUUUUCGAGAUAUUCAAGUUCAAAAUUGAUCCCGAAUUGCCCUCAAAAUAGACGGUGGCCUGGCUUCUCAAAUUUUGCAAGUAAAGUAUGAAAUCACCUAACCGUAUUGCAGUCUGACCGGUCUGAUAGUAUUGUGCAUCGUGCUGACUGCCGUCGUCGUCAUCUUCUUCGGCUGUUAUCUCAUGAUGCGAUUCAUGCACAGAGCACUUGCCAGGGACGACUCAAAGGAUGUGCUCAGUAAGUGAAAGUUGUAGUUGAGCAUUCGAAACCGACGCUCAUUUCAGGAGCUGCGAAUCCGUACAACAACGUGGUGAUGCACUCGAAACGAGUCUAUGAGAUCCAGGCGGAAGAGGGCUGCUUCACGGGACCGCCCGAUCCAUUGGACCCUAGCGAAAUUGAGUGCGUUUCUGAAAAUGUGGAUAUUGUAGGCUUCUGCAAAGUUUUAACGAUUUAGAAACGUUUUUGCGAGAUCUUCACGUCUAGUACUUGAUUUUUGUAGUUGACAACUUUUCGGUACCUCCACUUCCUGCAGUAUUGUAGCCCCGGAAAGAUAGGCCUAGUUCGUUGCUUUUCAGAAGAAAGUUUUGAGAGCUACAGUACUCCAGGGAGUGUUUGUACGAAAAAGUUGUCAAUUGCAAAAAUGAAGUAUAAGUUAUGAACUUUAUUUUUGUAGUUGACAACUAUUCGGUUCCUCCCCUCCCUGCAGUACUGUAGCCUCGGAAAGUUGGCGUUCAUGAGAAUUCACUUUAACUACCCCCAACUUCCCGGAGCUACAGUAUCCUUGGGAAUGGUUGUACGAAGAAGUUGUCAAUUGCAAAAAUCAAGCACUUAGUGCGAAGAUUUGCCGAAACAAACGUUUAGAGCCAUAGGUCACCGCAGAAGUCUACAAUAGUCGAUCAAAGUUGUCUUUGGUCCCUAUUCUCUUGAAGUUUGCGGAGAAGCACUCGAAGGAAGCUUUGCAAGUACGCUUUUUUUGCAGUGAAGAUCAACAGGCGGAAUCGCAGAACACUUCAAUCUAUAUUGAAGACGAAGAGCCGCAAAAAGUACGAAAACCAGAGACCGGCGAUUUGAGGUGCAUCAGGAGUGGCGAGAAUUUCGACGACGAUCCGCGGGCCAUGCUCAGGAAGAAACAGAAGGUACACACGCAUAUUUUUCUCCUAAUUUUGCAUAUUAUAUAUAUAUAUAUAUAUAUAUUGUAAGCCUAAACUGGAUUCUGUAGCGUGUCAUAGAAAAAACGCAUGAUUUUUUCCAAAAAUUGCCAACGUUUUGCAGGUCCACAAAGACUCGGUGUGCGCGUUCCUGUUCAAGCCCCAACCGGAACCGAAAAUGGUGUGA
Molecule: messenger RNA, 4509 nt
Organism: Caenorhabditis sp. 36 PRJEB53466
Lineage: Eukaryota; Metazoa; Nematoda; Chromadorea; Rhabditida; Rhabditidae
Source: the annotation of a GenBank genome assembly